Messenger RNA from Tauraco erythrolophus (red-crested turaco), 933 nucleotides. RefSeq names its product centromere protein O (gene CENPO). The record is from RefSeq and is a predicted model, not a curated record. NCBI's taxonomy places the organism in Eukaryota, Metazoa, Chordata, Aves, Musophagiformes, Musophagidae. Gene Ontology annotation, cellular component: kinetochore; Mis6-Sim4 complex.
AUGGAGCUUGGCCGGGGAGGGCUGACGUCUGCGUUCCAGCUGGCAGGAGAGCGACUAGGGAAAACAGAGGAAGGGAAAGCGUAUUCACCGGACGGGGUGUUUGCUCAUCUGGAAAUGCUGGAGGCGCAGGCUCAUGAGGCAGCUGUGAAGCGAGAAGAAAUGGAACAGCAAGAAGAGAAGCUGGCUAGGCUGAAAGCGAGAGUGCAGGAGCUGAGACUCCAGAGGGAUGAGCUGCAAGCUAAAGUGGAUCUGCAGCAGAAGGGGCAACUUGGGAAAGAAGGAGUCAUGUCAGAUCCAGCGCAGCCCAGUGCUCAGGCUGUUUUAGAGUGGAAGAUAAAGAGCGUUAAGGCCAUGCUGCAGGUCUUUUACCUCACAGGGAUCAGUGGGAAGCUGACCAAGCGAGGCAUGUGCUUCUGCAUCAGCACGGCUUACGAGGGCACCUACUUGGAUUCCUACUACGUGGACCUGCUCACCAAGCCAGCAGUGCGGAUUCACCGCCACUCCGUCCCCACCUUCAUCCCCCUGGAGCAGAUUGCCAAGAAGUACUUGCAGAUGGACGUCAGGCGCUUCUUCUCUGUUCUGUCUGACCACCUGAACGCUUACGUGGGGAGGAGGUACCAGGCAGACCAGUUACAGGAGCACUUUUCAGACCAGAUAGAAGGAACCUUGCAGAGGAACUCCUUGUGUAACUUGCUGGUCUUUAAUUACAAUGUGUCGAGUAAAAGCAAGCCCUUCCUGUUCAAUGUGAGGCUGCUUUAUGGAGAUCUCUGUUGCAGCCUCCCCACUGAAGUCAUAAUUUCCUGCAAAAUGGACGCUCCCUCAUCUCUAGCAGAGACGGCAGCAGCUCACUCGGACCUGUUUCGCCGCGUCGCCCUGCACAAAGCCUUCCGCUCCUUCCGCAACACUGAGGAACACGUGGAUGCAGCACCAUAA